Molecule: messenger RNA, 4573 nt
Organism: Manduca sexta (tobacco hornworm)
Lineage: Eukaryota; Metazoa; Arthropoda; Insecta; Lepidoptera; Sphingidae
Gene: cos
Product: kinesin-like protein costa
Exons: 6
Coding region: 268-3102 (944 amino acids)
Biological process (GO): mitotic spindle organization; microtubule-based movement
Molecular function (GO): microtubule binding; ATP binding; microtubule motor activity
Source: RefSeq, a predicted model, not a curated record
CAAUAAUGGUUGUCUGUCAGUUUGUCAAGUAUUUACAAAUUAUUGCAUGGCAUAUUGUUUUUACAUUAUAAAUAAUACGAAUUUAGAAAGUAAUUUUAACGGUUAUUGUAUAUAAACAAUUCAUCCUUGUAUAAUAGAAUAAAAUAAAAUUAUACGUGUAAUUAAUGCACAAUGUGCCACCGUUAUUCGUGAUAGAUUUAUCACUAAUGGUCGAUUUUGGAAAAGGGUCCUCGAUUGUGAAAAAUUUAUCAGAGCAAAUUAUUGAACAUGGAUAUCCCUGUGCAAAUAGCUAUACGGCUAAAACCGCCGAGCCUUGCGGAUUCUACCCAAUGUAUAUUUAGCAACCCUGUUACUCAAAUAGUGAUUACGGAAAGUGGACAGACGUUUCAUGUAAACAGAGCUUUGCCAGUGGAUUGUACCCAGGCUCAUCUAUUUAACUCUUUUAUGAUACCGCAAAUCAAUUGCUUUUUGGAUGGAUGUGACACGUCUGUUGUUAUUUUUGGCCAAUCAAAGACUGGAAAAACUUACACUCUCUUUGGUCCAGGUUUUGAAUGUAUUCAUAGUGAAUGUGAUCAAGGCAUUGUGCCACGAUUUCUCACUGAGAUAUUUCACAAACUGAAUCAAAUGCCAGAAAGGGAAUUUGUUUUACACAUCACAUGGAUGCAAGUGGUCAACAAUAAUAUAUUUGAUGUUCUCGGAGCUGGACUGGUCAGGUGUAACAAUGUGGAAGAGACUUUUCAAUAUCUCCAGAUGGGUUGGAGGCAGAGAUGUCAGGGAAACAACCACACUGUUUUCACUGUUAGUGUUGAACAGAAAUGGGUGGGCACAAAUGGUGUUUUAAACCACAGAAUGUCUACAGCUAGUUUUUGUGAUCUUGCGGCUUAUCCAGAUCCUGGAUUAUAUGCUUUAGAAAACAUACUUAAAGAACUACUUGCUGGCAAUCCACCAAAACAAAUAAACUAUGACAGAUGUAUCCUCACAGCGAUGCUCAGAGAUUCGUUUGGUGGGAGAGCUUUCACAUGGGUCAUUGGAUGCAUAAGUGCUGAGCCAGAGGACUAUCAAGACACCUUGAAGAUACUAAACUUGUGCUUGUGUUGUAGAGGAAUAAAGAAUUUUGUCACUGUUAAUUUAUUUGCUGACAAUAACACUCCGGUAUAUGGUGAGAAAACAAUAUUGCCAAAUACAGACAAUAAUUUUAAUUUACAAUUUGCUACAGCUCAAUGGAUAAAACUGGUUUCUAAUGCUGAAGGACUUUUUAAUAAAAUAUUACAGUCAAAAUCACUAACAGAGGCUGAUAUAAAUCAAGUAAGUGAGUGGUUGUUUCUGAAAGCUGAAUGUGAUGAAUGCCUAAAUAGUGAUAAUGUAGUAGAUAAUAAAGAUGUUAAUACAAAACAAGGCUUACCAAGAAUAGCAGAAGAUACAGAACCCAGUGAGUUAAGUGAAUCUGAUGUUGAUUCUGAUUCAGAAGAAGACACACAUUCAGACACUGUCUUUCAAGAUAAGCUUGAAAAAUUUAUGGAAUACUUCAGAGAGAAAAAUGAUCAGCUAUUCGCAGAGAGAUGUGAAGAAUAUUUAAAUCAUGUUGAUUCUGAUGACAUUACAAUUUCAGAGACAAGUGGAUCUCAGUCAUUGCCAAUAAUGACAUCACAAUCUAAUUCAGGAAGAAGGAGAACUAUACAACCUGGUGAAAGUUUAUCUGGUGCAGAACUAGAAUUAUUAAGAAAAGUGGCAGCUAAAGCAAUAUCACCUGAAUCUCAGAAAAUACUUAUUGAAUCUCGCAAAAAGGAUCUUGAUCCAGAACCUAAGUUGAUAGAAAGAGAAUUAUUAAAAAUGAUUGAUACACCUAAGAUUGAUGAAAUAUGUAAGAAGUAUAAAAUGACUAAGGAGAAAUACACCCAGAAACAAAUUUUGGCUAGAAAACUUUCUAAAGAAAUAAGCAGUACUCAGUCACAAUUAAAAGAACUAAUUAACCUUUGUAUUGCCAAAGAGAGAUUGAUAGAUGAACUUACAAGAACAUUGCUCCAUAAUAAUGAGAACAAACCAUCUGAGAAAGGGAUAGAGUGUAGUGUCAUUGACCAAGACACUAUCAAAGAAAUAAAGAGGCAUGAAACUAAUCUUAAAACAUAUAAAAAGCAAAUUGAGCAAAUAAAAAAGCAAAUAAAGAAGGAUGAAAAACGUAAAAAUACUUUAGAUAUAGAACUUGUAAAAGAUAAACUUAAGUUAGAUGAAUUAUCAGACACAUCGGUAGAUGUGAAAGAUAAAAAAGUUAAUUCAUUGAAGCACUUUACAAAUAGAAUUACACAGUUGGACAGUAUUUUAAAGGAAAAGACAAAUGAUUUAGAAAACACAGACCUAUCCAAAGAUAAAGAGUUGAUGUUGAGGAAGGAAAUCAAAAACCUAAGGAAGACAAGAGAAUGCCUCCAUGAUCAAAGAUGUAGUUUAGGUCACAAGAGAAAGGUCUACAAAUCACUUUCAGAUUCAGAGGAACGUAAAUUGUUAGAAUGUGAAGAAGCCAUAGAAGCAAUAGAUACUGCAAUAGAAUACAAGAAUAAUUUGAUUUGUGGUAAAUCACCAUCUGCAUCGCUGUCUGACUCUCAAGAUAAUAAGGAUUCAAGGAGCAGAGGCGAGCAAAUGUUGAUGGCGAGAUUAGACAAACUAUCACAUGAUGAAAUGAAAACUUUACUUUAUAGGUAUUUCCAAAAGGUGGUGGAUUUGCGCGGCGCGUGCGCAGCGCUGGAGGCGGGCGCGGCGUCCGCGGCUGACGAGGCCGCCGCCUGGCGCGCGCGCGCCGCCGCCGCCUGGCGACACGCGCAGCGACUCAAGCCGCACGCACACACCAGACAUUUUCAGUCUAUACAUAGAUGUCUGGACAGCGGUAAUGCGGAGAGGGCUUUAUCGCUAGGCAUGACGUCAGACUCUGAAACUUCUGAUGAUGCCAUGCGAUUGGUUAAUCGUAUGAAACAACUCGCCAGAUAUCCUGCUCCUCCGGUAAUACCUAGUCAAAACUUGCGACAACUUAUGCCUGCUACAAAUAUUCCAGUCGCUAAAGUCACAAAAGAGAAGAACAAGCUGGUAAUAAUACAGCAGAAUAAGAAACACUGAUAUUUAGAGAAGUUUUUUAUGUUUAUGACUACUGUGGUACUUAUAUUUACAUUUAUAUGUUAUUUGUGCUACACGAUUUUUAUCUUUACAUGGUUGUUCUAGCAUCACAAAUUAAAAUAAAGAGAAAAUAGUUAGAAAUAUCAGGCUAUGUACUUAGAUGUAUUCAUUAAUAGAAGUAAUUUUUCAUAAAUUAUAAGCAUAUUGCGUAAAUAUUUAGCUUAUUUCGGUUAAAGCGAUUGUGGAUAUUUAUGUUAAAAGACUGUUUAGAUAUGUAUAUACAAAAUAAUGAAUUCUAGUAAACUUUUAAAUUUGAUUAGAGAUAUUUUAAGUCAAUUAUAUUACUCUUAUUAACACUAUAUUGUUAUAACAUAAAUGCACCUGUGUAUUUGCUCAUAUAUUAUGGUAUCUGGGCGAUCCGGCAACUCGUGUUACUAGAAAUUACUAGCCAAUAGCUUAACAGACAUUUCGCUCACGACAAACCUUGUAAUUAUUAUUGUAAAUUUAAAACCCGCUAUGUGGACCAUGCAUGAAUUCACAACGAUGAGAUAGGAUUGUUUGAGCCCAAUUUCAGAAUUUGGUUAGAAAAUUAUGUAGGUUUUUUAUAGCAGGAUCUUAUACGGAAUGUACCGUAAUUGUUGAACAUGUGGUUAGUUAUGUAUUAAGACUUAACACAAAUAAAAAAUCGCAUACUUAAUAAUGAAGUAUAAAGUUGCAAUAUAAUCUUUAUGGUUUAAAUAAGUUUCGGAGUCGGUAAAUUGUAUUUUAAGAAAUAUAUUCCAUGGUUAGAUAUUAUAACAGCUGCAGUCAUAUGAUGUCCGAUAAUAAUGGAUAUCAUAAUACUCAUUACUCAUUGCCUCGGUGGCGUAGUUGUACUGCAUGCGCGGUACGGCAGCGCUCUGAGGUCCUGGGUUCGAAUCCCGGGUCGGGCAAAGUGAUAUUUGGGUUUUUCUGCUCAGUAUCAGCCCGGAGUCUGGAAUUUGUGCCCGAUAUGGCGAUAGGCUCGCCCCCUAUCACAUCAUGGGACGGAACACACUUGGCGAAAAGUGGGUGCCAUGGUUGCGCCUCUGCAUACCCCUUCGGGGAUAAAAUGCGUGAUGUUGUGUGUGUGUGUAUAAUACUCAUUAUUAUUGGGCCCUGCUAUACACAACUUAUUUAAAUAUAAAUUAUUUAUAAUUGUAAAGUUUAAAGAUCUUGCUGAAUUUAUUGGUUAGAAAUCAUCAUUAGAACAUGUUAAACUUUAGUAAUUCUAUUGCUAAUAACUUGCCAACAAGGGGUUUAAAAAAAACUGCUGCGAUGCGCCAAAAAUAUGUACAUAUAUUUUUACUACAUUAUACGAUUACUGAUCUACUAUUUGAUAUUUAUUUAAAAUUCCAAGGAAUACAUAAAAUUCCCUCGGUGAGUACGGAGUAAUAAUGCGUUAUGUAUAGAAUGUUCCCUCGCAAUUUCUGUAAAAUAAAAUUAUUAUUUUAUA